AUGUCUGAAUCAAUUGAAGAUAAAAUCGCACAACUUGUGGAUAUGGGGUUUUCCCCAGAACAAGCACUGAAAGCUUUAAAAGCCACCAAUAACGAUGUAGAAAAUGCCAUUGGAUACUUAUUUGAAGAACCAAUUGAAGUUGAAUCCAAGCCACCAUUACCAUCUAGACACAAUGAUCAAGACACGAUCCAAGUUCUGAAUCCACUUGAUAUACCAGAUUUCAGUGCCUUACAAGCGUAUAGAACAGAACAAGAGGUGAAUGAAACUGAUAGUGAACAAACUCCAGAUGAACUUGAUAUCAAUGAAUUGCACGUUGUGAACGAACGCCAACUAAAAGGAGAAGAGGAUGACGAAGAUGAAGAAGAAGAAGGUUAUGAUAAAGACCACCCAAUGGAAGACUCUGUUUCCAAGAAUUUGAGUCCUUCUGAUCUGGAUGAUGAAUCAAUAGAUGAUAAUGUAUCAUUAUUUGAUAAAGUUAAGACUUAUGAAUUUGAUUCUUCAAUUCCAAAAUUAAUUAUACCUUCAAAUCCAUUACAAAAGGAAAAUUAUUUUAUACCAUUUAUAAUAAUUCUUUCCCAAAUUACUAAAUUUCAAUCAAUUGUUUUCGAUAAGCAAUUUGAAAAUAAAGAUUAUGGAUGGGAUAAGAAUUGGUUUAAUGAAGGAAUUUUAAAUUUAUUAAUCCCAACUGAUAUUAAUAAAGAACAAGUACCAUCAUUCAAGUUUGUGGUUGAAUUACAAAGACUUGUUGGAUUCAUAGCUAAAAAUGAUAGUAAGAGAUUAUUAAUAUCUGAUAAAAAUUUUUAUCAAACAUUACCAAAGGAAUUCAAAAAUCUUUUAAAUGAUACUUUAUUAAUUGAAGAAAUUAUUCCUAAAAUAUUUGAAAUUUUAAAGGAGAAUAUUUUGAAAACAAUUAAUCAAAAAGAUAUUGAAAUUGCCAAAAGAUUUAAAGAAUUAUUAGAUGAAAUAUUUACGUUUGAAGUGGUUAAUGAAGAAGAAGAUCAAAAGAAUGACGUAUGUCAUAUUGACAUAGAAUCUAAUUUACAUCAUGCCAACUUGUAUGAAUCAUUCAAUGAACUUGUUUGGGGUAAUGAAUUAGAACAAUUGGGACAAAUCAUGUUUAGUCAACUUGCAGAUGUUUUAACUGUUAGUAGAAUUGGAGAUGAUCAAUAUAAUUCAUAUUAUGGGAAUCAAUCGAAUUCAAAAUUUGAAAUUCUUGAAGAAUUUUAUCCAGAGAUAUAUUCAUCUGAAUAUGUUGGUACAAUUGUUGAAAUGAAUAAAUUAAGAGAAUCAUUAUUUUCAGAGAAAGUUGAACUUGUUAAAAGAAUUAAUCAUAUGAAUUUUUUUGAAGGUAAAAAAUUAGAAAAAAUAUUGGAUAAGACAUCAUUAAUACUUGAAGGAGAAUCAAAAUUGGAUAUUGAUAACUUUAGACAAGUUUUAGAGGGGAAAAAAUCAUUUGUUAAUGAAGAGAUUGAAAAAAUUGGACAACAAUUCAAAGAAUCCGAUAUUACUGUACCAGAGAAUGUGAUCAAGAGAAUUGAGAAUGAGGGACAUUCUUUGAAACCAUAUAUUAUAACUGGGAUCAUUCAUUCUAAUACAGAAUAUUGUUAUCGUAAAAGAGGUAGUAAACAAUGGGUUAGUGUCAAGUAUAUUGUUAAGAAUUCUAAAGAAGUGGUUGAUGCGGAGUGUCAAGUAUUUGAUAGCUUUGAAGAUCUCAAACCAAGAUUACAUACUAAUGGUACACAAACAUGUGUUUAUGUUAAAGGUGAAAUAUGGAAUGAUUUAACGUGUACACCAUCAACACCUCAUGGACUUAGUGUAUUUUUCGGUCGCGAUAAUUCAGUAAUGGAUGAAAAUGUGAGGAGAGAGAAGGGAGAAGAUAAUGGUGAAGACGGAAAGGAGGAAGGGGAAGAGGAAGAGGAAGAAAUGGAGGAAAAUAAUGAAGAGAUAAAGGAGGAAGGAAAUAAGGAUGAAGAGAAGAAGAAUGAAGUGAAAAAUAAUGAAGAUAAGAAGGAGGAAGUUGAUCAAGUUAAAGAGCAAUUGGAAGAUAAAGAUUUAAUUCAAUUAGAUGAUCCAAUUAAGGAAUAA
Messenger RNA from [Candida] anglica, 2085 nucleotides. Lineage: Eukaryota; Fungi; Ascomycota; Pichiomycetes; Serinales; Debaryomycetaceae. The record is from the annotation of a GenBank genome assembly.